ACCGCGGCAGGCCAGCAGAGUAGCGCGAGUGCCGGUCGUGCGCGCCGCAGAAACCUAGUACUUUAUCCAUGAUUCUCAAGAUGAAAUCAUUUACAAUAUUAAUGUUCUCUCAUUCAUGUAUUUAAAUUGACAAAUAGUGAUUUUGUGAAUUGAUUUCGGAAAUUGGACUAUUUGAAAGUCGAUAAAUUUUUGGUGAUUCUGUCGGGGUAUAAAAAAAAAUAAUAAUCAAAUCUACGUAAUAGAGAAAUCAACGCUUUUAUAUAUGUAUUUAUAUAAAGGUGCUGAGAUUCUUCUCCGAAGACUAUAGAGAUCCAGAAUCCAUAUAGGCGAGAUAGAUUCGAGGAUUUAAUUGAAUUUAAGGUCUUCUUAUUUCUCGAGUCACUUGAAAUAUAUAGACUGAAAGGAGAUGGGUAAACAGAUUCUGUCAGUGAUUUCCAUUGAAAGUUAUUGUUUGUUAAACAAUUACUGUCUUCCACACCUUUGUCUUUUGUUUUCUCAAAAACAAUGUACAUGAAUCUUUGGUCAUUAAUUUCGUUUCUUCGCCAAUCGACAUUUAUCUGUCAUUGUUACCUUCAGAUAUUAAUCGAAAACAGAAAUGUGUAUUUUUUAUUUCCGAUUAAGCUUGAUAAAUUAUAUGGGAUAUCAUGGAAAUAUAUUCUGACGCGAGAAACUUUUCUCUUCUCUCACAGAUCACGACGAAGUUGGUAUACGAUUGAGAUCGACAAGCAUGAUUCAAUGAUGGAGGUGAUUUCAACACGUCGAUACGAAGCAAGAACUCAUCCUGGAAUUCUAGUCGAUCCAGAGAAAUCCAUAGCUACUGUUAAAGAAGAGGAAUGGGAGACGCGAAAGAAAAAGGAAAUAACAACAACGAGGCAAAUUGAGACGAGAGUGAAACGACAAGUUGUUCUCGAAGAUGGUGAGGUCGUCGUUGACUCUGGACCUCUUGUCACCACCAAUACGACUGAAGAUGUGGAGCAACAGGAGCAUACCACCAAGGAGAGACGGACGACCGGGGACGAACCCAAGGAGGUGGAAUGGCCAAUUGGAGGGAAAGGAGAAGGAAUAGUCCAGAAAGAGCUUAACGAGACGGUGGUGCGAAGUCGUGAAGAAAUCGAGGAACGUCUCGAGACCGAGGAUCGACAGCAACUUGGCGAUAUUUCCGAUGAGGCUUACCUGCAGGCAAUUCGGAGCAACAAGGGCGAUUUGAGAAUUGCUCUGGCGGAAUCCUCGAAGCAGCUUGCUCCACAAACUGGACCCCGAGUUGUGCACCAUUCGACGAGGUCGAACAAGGUCGUCGACACUGAAACAACGCUGGAGAGAAGUGAGCUCAAAGCAAACGGACAGAUCGUCACCGAAAAGAAGAAAACUAUCGAACACGAAGAGAUCAAGGACGACGAGGUACCAGACGGAAAGGAAGGCAAUGGGGAUAAUGCUUCGGAGACUAGAAAGGAAAGCUUUCAGAGAUUCGUGAAAACGAGAGACGAGGAUAUUGUUGAUUACGUCUCAGGUGGAGAAAGGAUUGCACGAGAAAUGCGCUACGUCUCGGAAACGACAGAAGGUGAACGAAUUGGAGAUUGGCCUCCUCCUCCGAGCACCAUGCGUACCCAUCGUCUUCAUAAACAAGGUUCCGUGGGAGAAGGAACUCCAGCUUCGAGGAAGGACGCUCUGACGAAAAAGCCCCUCGACAUGGAGGAAGAGGACGAGGCGAGAAAAUUUGAGACUUCAAAAUGGCUCGAGAGUCACUUUGGCAGUGAUUCGAGAUCAUCUCAUGGCUCACUGGAUGAGGAUCCUCCAAUUCACACUGGCACCAACACGAGUUUCAUCAACGUAACAAUGAAAUCAUGCAACACAAGAGAUCGUGAUUUUCAAAAUUCAAAUUCUAGUCGUCCACAACGUCGUACCUCUGGUCGAGAUUCCUCAUCUCCAGUUGGUUACUUUCAGGGAAUCAGCGAAUGGUCUGAAAGACAUCAGACUACUGAGAAAAAUAAUCACGUGAAAACCUCGUCACCGGAUCAGUACAUAAACGGAAAGUCAAAGGAUAAUUUCCCGUCGGAUAAUACGAGAAAUCACGUUGAGUCUUAUUCGAGAACACUAGAGACAAAACGACACCAGGAGAGGCAGGAUUCCUCGGAACAUCAGAGAAAUGGAGCUCCAUCGCCUCCUCUUCGACGAAGAGUUCGUGAGCAGAAGAAAUCAGAGGAAAAAUGCAGUUACGAGACGACGAAUAGGACAUCGAGUCCGGUGCUCGUGGUGCAGAGAACUUGGGAAAGUCGCAACAAAGAUGUACAAAAUCAGAAAAUGGAUCGGGAGAUUCGAAGGCAAAGUCCAGAAGUUAAGCCGAAAACGUUAUAUGUACCAAGAUCGCGAUCGAUUUCACCAAUUCCCAGAGCUACUUCUCCAAAGAAAGAUAAGAAAAUCUUUGAACAGGAAAAUACUCGAACUUCUAAGACUUCCGGACAAUCGAAAUACAAAAUUGGAGAAUCUUUUAGAAAAUUAGUUGGUAAAUUACGAUCGGCAAGCAGUGAGAGAAAGAACAAAAAAAGCGGAAGUUCAACGUCACAAGUAACGCAAACGGACGACACUCCAACUUAUAUGCAAUAUAAUAGUGUCGAUAAGAAUAUUCCCCUUGGUCCGGAUUAUGAUUUGGAUGAUAAACCACCUGAGAGGCCUCCACGUUCGCCGAGAAAUAAUACACCAGUCUCUCACAAUAUUAAAACCACAAAAAUGCAUGACUAUAAUUCCAAGGAACAAUGGCAUCGAAAUGAAUCUGUACCUCCUGUUCAAAGGUAUUAUUUAGGCGAAGAUCCCUUCGGAGGAAGUAUUUAUGGGAAGGAGAAGGGAUACGAAAAUUCAAAACCACAUGGAAGACAUCGAACAUCGGGAAAAUCGGGAAUUGAGACUGAAUACAGUGUCGAGUCAAAUUCUUUGGGCCGCUUUAGCAAAUCCGCCAGUCGUUUAUCCAGUGAAUAUGAGAGGGAAGAACAUUUUCGCAGUACUCAAACUUUACCCAGGAAGCUUCACACUUCCGGACAUUCGGAGCGUAGGCGACAAAUAUCCAGGAAUCAUCUCAAUGAAUCCAGAAUUACAAAGAAUCAAGUCAAUGAUUCACGUAAUGGAAAUCAUUCUAAUGAAUUUAAUGGAAUUCGUAAUGGAAAUCAUUUAAUUGAAAUUAGAGGUGGGAAUUAUUUGAAUGAGAUUAGAAGUGGAAAUAAUCAUUUAGAGACGAGAAAUGGAAAUAAUCAUUUGGAAAUGAGAAAUGGAAAUAAUCAUUUUGAGACGAGGAAUGGAAAUCAUUUUGAGACAAGAAAUGGAAAUCAUUAUGAGAUUAGAAAUGGAAAUGAGUCAAAAUUUGGAAGUUUGCUGUCAUCCAAAUUGGGUAAUAAUCAAAGAUACGGAAGUAUGAUUAAUAUUCAUUUUAAGAACAAUGUGGGUCAUGCAAAACCAGUUCAAACACUUCUUCAAGGUCCAACAAAGCCGGACAGAACUUAUAAAUCGUCUCUCUCACGCAGUAAAUCAUUCAAUGUCGAAGCAAACAGAAAUUAUUCCGAUCGUUAUUCGCCCAGCACUCAUUAUAAAUCCAAUUCACAAUUAAAUCGGUUAGACGAAACUCCUCCUUUGAAAAGUCCCGGAAUUCUAGCAAGUAUAAGUCGCAGUAACAGGGAUCUAAAACAGGAUUUUUAAUUAUUAUUCCAAAAAGAAAAGAAAAAUUAAAAUUUACCGUAUACGAACUUUUUAAGUAUUAAAAUUAAAUUUUAUUGCGAAAAAUUUACAAAUAGUUUUGCAGUCUUGUCUAAAAAUUAUCUGUCAAAUGAAGACAUUUUUUCACAUAAAGAAAUUAAAAAUUUAAUUAUAGAAUUAAAAAUAAAAAAAAGAAAAGAAAAAUUUUUAAAAAGAAUAGAAAAAAAAUUAAACAAUUUGGAAUUUGAGAAAUAUUUAAAACAAAAUUUAGAAAUUAAAGAAUAAGUUUGAAAAUAGGAAUAAAGAAAGGAAAUUUAAAUGUUCGAUUCGUCGUUUUGAAAAAAAGAAUGUUGAAAAGAAAGAAAAGGAAGAAAACAUAAUUUUUUAGUUUUAUUUAUUUUCGUUUAAAAGUUUUUAUUAAACAGAGGCCAUAUUUAAAGAUUCUUGUUAAUCAGCGUUGUACAUUUUCAAGUUAAUUAAAAAAAAAAUAUAUUGAAAAAUAAAAUCUCACACGGGUUUUUGAUAUCAUAAUUCCUCAGGUAGAAUUUUCUAUAUUUGUAUAAUACCGUCUCUCCUGAGUUAUUUUUGUUCCUACAAAUUUUUUGUUCCAUAUACAAAAUGCAUAGGUAUUCCCUUUAAAUAAUUGUUUUAUUCUAGUUUUAAUAUUUUAAUAAUAUGUAAAAUAAUAAAAUAG
Molecule: messenger RNA, 4372 nt
Organism: Leptopilina heterotoma
Lineage: Eukaryota; Metazoa; Arthropoda; Insecta; Hymenoptera; Figitidae
Gene: chas
Product: homeobox protein 2
Exons: 14
Coding region: 505-3681 (1058 amino acids)
Source: RefSeq, a predicted model, not a curated record